AAUGUAAAAUAAAGAAAGCACUGAAUAGUAGAAUUAUUUAACAAAUUUAGCGAUCACUUAUUUAAAUUAUUACUUAUUGGUACUAGUGGAGUAGGAAAAUCUUGCAUGUUAAUGAGAUAUGUCGAUAAUAAUUUUACAAACAAUUUUUAUAACACAAUAGGAGUGGAUUUUGUAAUUUAUUAUUUUAACAAUUAGAAAAUCAAAUCGAUAUUCUUAGAGAAUAAAAAUAUCAAGUUGUAAAUUGUAAAAUUAUAUUUCAUUUUCUUAGUGGGAUACAGCAGGUUAAGACAGAUUUAGAACGAUCACAUGUAGUUAUUAUCGGUAAUAAUUAUUUUAAAAAUAGUGGAGCACAUGGGAUAAUUAUUGUUUAUGAUAUAACAGACAGAGAAUCAUUUGACUCUGUGAAAAUGUGGAUGUCUGAAAUUGAUAAGUAUACUAAUUAAAUUUACAUAGAUAUGCUCAAGAAGAUGUGAUAAGAAUGUUAGUUGGAAACAAAUGUGAUAUGGAGGAUAAAAGAGCUGUAUCAUAUGAAGAGGGUGAAGCAUUAGGUAACCAAUUUUAUCAAUUUAAGCAAAACAACUGAAAUUAUAAUUUAUAGAAACAUCAGCUAAAUUAUCAACCAAUAUUGAAUAAUCUUUUUUGACAAUUGCAAAAAAUGUUUUAGAAAAAAGUUAAAAUUCUAUAAAAGCAGAAUCAGGCUAAAAUAUGAAAAUAGGAUAGAUUACAUCAACUUAAGUAAUUGGCAAUACAAAUAAAAAAAGUUCACAAUGUUGUUGAA
Messenger RNA from Paramecium pentaurelia, 778 nucleotides. The record is from the annotation of a GenBank genome assembly. Lineage: Eukaryota; Ciliophora; Oligohymenophorea; Peniculida; Parameciidae.